AUGAAAACCAAAACCAAAAAGCCUAUAAGCCAUUUAAAAACUGGACAUAGAAAAUCAAAUUCCAUUCUCGUCAACAUACGUUCAAAUCCUCAUUAUAUUGGCAAACGUCCAAAUAAACACGAGGAUGCAACGAUUCAAAAGCCUGAAAUUUCCAAGAGGUUUCAAUCAAAAAACACAAUUAAUGUUAGCCAUGUUAAGAAAAUUACUAAAAAACAAACAACUGUCAAUAAGAGACAAGUAAAAAAUUUUGAUACGUUAAUUUUGAAACGUAAAAAUCAAACUUGCAAUAAGUCAAACGCUAAGAUAUCUACUAAAAACAAAUCAAAUUCAAUUAAUGUAGAAAUACCAUCCGAAGCAGACAAACAUAUGAACGAAAUAAUAAAUAAUUCUGGUGAACAAGAAAAUGUAAGAAUUAACAAUUCUGAAACCCACCAGACGUAUCGAAAAAAGAAUAGAACUUCUAUCAUCAACAUCAACAUAUGUACAAAUCCUCAUUAUGUUGGCAAACGUCCAAAUAAACGUAUUAUUAUAAAAUUUUAUAAAGAUCUUUUAACAUUUGAUGAAGACGAGGAUUCGAGGAUUCAAAAGCCUGAAACUUUUAAGACUUUUCAAUCAAAGAAGAGAACUCAUCUCGACGACGUUAACGAUUCACGUAAAAAACUUAGACUAACAAAUAAAUAUGAAGAAAAAGUAAAUAAUUCUUAUACUCUUAAUUCAAAUCGUAAGAAUAAAAUUCCUGACAAGUCAAACGUCGAGAUAUCUACUGAAAACAAAUCAAAUCCAAUUAAUGUGGAAAUACCAUCCGACAAUGUCAAUCAUAUGAAAAAAUUAGUAAAUAACAUCGAACUAUUUAACAAUGUUGAUGGCAUAAAUAAUUUUGAUACACCAACUGAUAAUCCUACAAAAAAUAAAAGGUUAUCUACGAAUAGCUCUACAAAGAAAAUUUCUAAGAAAAAACGAUCAAAAUGA
Molecule: messenger RNA, 969 nt
Organism: Daktulosphaira vitifoliae (grape phylloxera)
Lineage: Eukaryota; Metazoa; Arthropoda; Insecta; Hemiptera; Phylloxeridae
Exons: 4
Coding region: 1-969 (322 amino acids)
Source: RefSeq, a predicted model, not a curated record